UUUCGAUAUUUCUGUUGAUAUGUCGAUUUUCUAGCUCAGGUUAGCUCGAGAUUAGAUCAAUCAACCAUCAAAAUUUCCAUUAGGAAUCUCCUCUCGAUUUGCCCGCCACAACCGCAGCUCAUUCAUCCUCCGCAAGAUAUUCCGAAAUAGAAUUUCCCACUCCAUGUCUUUUUAAAUACUCAACCAUUUACCCCACGCGAUAAUGGCCCAUUCCAAACGUAACACCUCCCUCCCACACUUUACUUCCUACGAGCGUGGCCUCCUCCGGUCGCAAUGGGGCACCCAACGCGGCGUCAUCGGCCGCGACUCUUUCCUUCCAUUCGCUUCUUGUCGCCUGUGUCUACACCCCGCUCGAGCACCCGUCGUCGCCUGCGCAACAAACGGUGAUAUAUUCUGUCGCGAAUGCGCCAUAAACGAUCUCCUCGCCCAACGACAGGAGAUCAAGCGACUCGAACGAGAACGGGAGGAGGCCAAGAAACGACUCGCAGAAGAAGAUGAGCGGACGUUGGAAGAGGCGCGUGAACGGGAGCUGCGCGAGUUUGAGCUCGUCAGUAUGGGAUUAGGGGUAGCAAAGAAUAAAUCCUCCGGUCAAGCGCAGAACGACAAUCAUAAAAAGCGGAAGGCUGAGGAGGCUACGGAGGCAUUGGCUGCGUUUAAGGCGAGGGAAAUCGAAGUGGACGGCAAGCGGAAGAAGGUGUUUGAGCUCGAUGAAAAGGAGAUGGCACGGGUUGCUCGGGAAGAGCAGGAGCGGCUCAAAGAGGAGCUAAAGAAGGAAAAGUCUGAAUCCAGCAAGUCUGCUCUGCCGUCAUUCUGGGUUCCCUCGCUCACUCCCAACACCGAUCCGAAUGAGAUUGCAGCCAACAAGGCCGUCAAAUUGACUCCUGUUUGCCCCGGGUCGACGGAUGAACACCGCCAUAGCUAUUCGCUCAAGUCGCUGGUCGACGUACAUUUCACCGAGGAAAAAGCAUCCGACGGUUCAAUGGCGCGGAUCUGUCCGAGCUGUAAGAAGACAUUAACAAAUGGGCUGAAGGCGAUGUUGACCAAACCUUGUGGCCAUGUUAUCUGUUCUCCUUGUGUGACCAAAUUUAUGACGCCGCACGAUGCCCCAGACCCACAUGCUACCAAAGAAGAACAAGAGCAGACAGCUGCGCUUCACGGGUUAAUUCUAUGCUACGUUUGCGAGGCCGAUAUCACACCUCGUGAUUCAACGGAGAAUGGAAAGGAAUCUGGAAAGAAAAAGAAGAAAGAUAAGGAGAUCAUUAAGCCCGGUCUAGUAGAGAUCAGUUCAGAAGGAACAGGGUUUGCAGGGCGUGGUGGAAACGUAGCGACCAAGACGGGCGUUGCAUUUCAAUGCUGAACUGGCUGCAUUCAACUGAUUGCAUGGAGUAUGGUGUAAUAGAUAGGGGGUAUCCUUUGUGACAUAGUUGGCACUGAUAGACCAUGCCGAAAAUUGGCAGACUGACGAUCUAUAUGGGGGUAAAAAGUAUUCAUAGG
Molecule: messenger RNA, 1494 nt
Organism: Aspergillus caelatus
Lineage: Eukaryota; Fungi; Ascomycota; Eurotiomycetes; Eurotiales; Aspergillaceae
Product: putative RING finger domain protein
Exons: 3
Coding region: 203-1357 (384 amino acids)
Cellular component (GO): nucleus
Molecular function (GO): ubiquitin protein ligase activity
Source: RefSeq, a predicted model, not a curated record